This is a messenger RNA of Nymphalis io (European peacock), 3085 nucleotides long. It is a transcript of the gene sll, whose product is annotated as adenosine 3'-phospho 5'-phosphosulfate transporter 1. The record is from RefSeq and is a predicted model, not a curated record. Lineage: Eukaryota; Metazoa; Arthropoda; Insecta; Lepidoptera; Nymphalidae. Gene Ontology annotation, cellular component: endoplasmic reticulum membrane; Golgi membrane. Gene Ontology annotation, molecular function: 3'-phosphoadenosine 5'-phosphosulfate transmembrane transporter activity. The coding region runs from base 143 to 1435 and encodes 430 amino acids. The transcript has 7 exons. Gene Ontology annotation, biological process: transmembrane transport.
UUAAACAUGUGACGCUAGAAUCUGAUUUCGGCAUAGUAAACAUGAUUUUUUCUAAUAUAAGUUAAUAUAUUUGUGCAUUUAUAUAACAUAUCAAUCAGUAUUAUUAUACAUCUGAAUUAUUAUAAAAAUAUAUAUAUAUAUAAUGAUGCGCUCGAAGUUAAUUAUUGGGAUAGUUUUAGUGUUAUUUGUGCUUGCGACAUGGCUUUUUGGCCAUCUUUACCGUGAACUCUUAUUUGUUUAUGAGCAAACAGGCACACUCUCAGACUCAGAAUACUCAUGGGUUUUCAGGUUAUUGCUCAAUCUAGUGGGUUAUUCUACAGUUCUGUUGCCUUGUUAUAUUUUAUACAAAUAUCUUGAAAAGACAAAUUACUUUGAUAAAAUAUCAAAUAACUCAUGGAUCUCUAGGUUACUGUUUGCUUGCUUCUCUGAACAUGAACGCAUCCCAGAGUCGGUAAAACCUGUAAAAGUAGAAGAAAACACUAAACGUGAAGGAUUGGAACUGGCAUUCUGUUUUACAGGCCUUAUGGGCGCGUAUCUGGUGUGGGGAUUACUACAGGAGAAGAUCAUGACACAGAAGUACAUAAUGCCAGAUGGAUCUCAACAAAGAUUCAAUGACUCCCAGUUUUUAGUAUUCAUCAAUCGACUACUAGGCUUUCUCAUAGCACUAGUGCGGCUACUGAGUACGGGCCAGCAAGUGAUAGCGGCUCCCCUGUACAAGUUCUCCUACUGCUCACUCACCAACAUCAUCAGUGCUUGGUGUCAGUACGAAGCACUCAAAUAUGUCAGCUUUCCCACCCAGGUGCUCUCGAAGUCGUGCAAGGUGAUCCCGGUGAUGCUGAUGGGCAAGCUGAUAUCGCGCAACAAGUACGAGGGCUACGAGUACGGCACGGCCGUGCUGAUCUCCGUGGGCAUGGUGCUGUUCCUGCUGGGCAGCGCGCGCGGCGGGGCGGGCGGCGCGGGGGGCGCGGGCGGCGCGGCGGGCGCGGCGCUGCUGGCGCUGUACAUGUGCUGCGACAGCUUCACGUCGUCGUGGCAGGGCGCGCUGUUCCGGCGCCACGCGCUGCGGCCGCUGCAGAUGCUGUGCGCCGUCAACCUGUGCUCGUGCGCGCUCACGGCCGCCGCGCUGCUGCACCGCGCCGACCCGCACGCGCCGGCGCUGCUGCUGCUCCGCCACCCGAUGUUCGUGUCGGACUGCCUGCUGCUGUCGGCCAGCUCGGCGGUGGGGCAGCUGCUCAUCUACCGCACCAUCGCGCGCUUCGGCCCGGUGCUCUUCACCAUCAUCAUGACGCUGCGACAGGCGGUGUCGAUACUCAUAUCGUGCGCGGUGUACGGACACUCGAUUUCAGCAGAAGGCUGCGUGGGUGUGGUGCUGGUGUUUACGGCAGUGUUCCUUAGGAUUUACUGCAGAAAGAGGAAGCCGGCCGCUGUUAAAUAAACUAAAUGCGUCCAUUAUAUAUUGUGUUGUGAAUUUAGCGUUUGUGAAUAUACGUCCCGGUCUUAUUAUUGAAUGAUGGUGACUAGACUGACUUGGUGGUACCACUUAUAUCUGUAGAUAAUCUAUCAAGCAAAAGUGUUUGCUUAAUUUUAUUGUAAACAAUACUUCCUAAAUCAUGAGAUUUUAUUAUUUAACACAGAUGCAAUUUUUAAUUAAUUUUUAUUUAUAUUCAGAGACAAUAUGUUGAGAUUUUAUACAUACUGAAGUUGUAAUGGUGCGUUUGCUGUUUUGAAAUACGAAUUGUAAUUGCAUAACAAUGAAUCUGUUUUGCAUUACAACAAAACAGUUAUGUAACACACUGUUUGAAGAAUAUUCAUAGAUAUUACCAUAAAUAAUUAAAUAAAACAAAGUUCCUCUUUCCGUUUGUGUUAUCUUUCUCUCUCAAACACAGCAGAGCGCGCCAUCUUGUAUCAGAUUGUGUCACGCCUGAACGCCUUCAAUAGCAUGGCAUGUUUAAGCAUGUUUGUAAAUCACCCAAAGACUGAAUAAAGGGCUGCAAGGCUUACCUGCUAAAUAAAUGUUCUAAAUUAGUUGCGAUGCUUCUCGGCGAUGCUUGCAGGUUGUUGUUAAUUUCCUUUAAAAUUCUACAAACAUUAUAAUUUAACAAUGUCAGUGGCGCGUAAAUCUGACGCAAGAUGGCGCGCUCUGCUGUGUGUUAAAGAGAAAAUUAUCAUACAAUGGAGAGAGAAGUAAGAUGAACUUUUAUUUUGGUAAUAUGUAUGGAUGCUUCUUUAAACAGCUUUAGAUACACAUAAUUAUAAUAUAAUUUACAAACUGUUCACGGGCACAAAACGGAAAUUAAUUUAUAGUGACUUGACAUUUAUAUGAAUGUAAAUAUUUUUUUUCUUAUACAAGCUUAGUUUAGUUCGCGCAGGCAAUAUUUAUUGGAACUAAAUGAUGUUGGGAUUUAUUGUACCUCUAGUUACCUAAGAAUCGAAUAUUUGUAGAUAUUUCUGUAAUAAAGAUGUUUAUAAUUUUACAUUUUCCGAUACGUCGCGGUACUAUUUCCAUACGCUGUCCUUUAUAUCGAGUGACGUUUCGUCUUCCAUUAGUCUCUAUCUCUGAGUGAACAAGUGACUGCCUUAUAAGGACGUAAAUCUUUAGGCCGAGGGUCGAAAUACCAGCCCUCCUCCCCUCGUCGAUUAAAAGUUAUUGAGUUUUCUAUAAAUAAGCCGCAGUUCGGAAUUACAGCGUUAUAACUCUGACGACUUCCUAACUGUCCAUCGGGUCAAAUUACCAUUCCAUAGAAUAAUGAGAAUGAAGUAAAGGAAUAGAGAGAAUAACAUAAAUUAUCAGAGAUAGUACAGCAAGCGUGUGCGACCCGGAUACGGUCGCCAGACAAAAUCUCUCCGUUUAUUUGAUUUUCUGGUGGUGCAUAUGCUACAUACACACAGGCGUUUACGGCGUCACCGCGCACGGUCGACCAACACCGCUCGUUAUCGGAAAAUGCGAAAUCGCAAAAACAUAACGUGACAGAUUGUACGUUGAUUUUGUAACGUUAUACUCGAAUACGUACAUCUCGUAGCUGUUAUAUAGUAUUGUAGAGUUGUGUACAUCUGGGAUAUGUGGAAUAAAUAUUUAUAAAAUUUC